GUGUCGACAACGUGCCUGGUUGUGGAGUGAUCAUACUAAUCGUCAGACCAUUGCCACCACUUUGGCUCCGUCAAAUUGAACCAGUACUGUAUCCUAAUGUACAUAGUGUGUGACAGGAGGGUGUCUGAACUACACCAAGUGAUUCCGUCGCUAGAAAAGUGGUCCUUGAUGAAUACCAUCGGCCAUGAACUGGAAGGGCCGAUUAAUUUGAAGCGCGGGGAAGGGAAACGUAGUCUUCAAAAGGUUAAAGACUUGUGUAGUUGGGGAAGUGUUCUGGUGGUGCUGUACACGAGGUGUCGUAGAGCCACCAGCAAAACAGUAUGAGUCGGUCUCGAAUUUGUACAGCGAAUUGGUAGAGUAACUAUGUCCACCCCUUCGGGUAUGUUAUGAGCAAGACCCAUGGUAUCUUGCUAACACCCGCCUCUUACAUCCGCGUGAUGACGUAAUGUUCUGGAAUUAUCGCUUUCAGGGGGGCAGAUACGGACAUCAAUGUAUCACAGGGUAUGUUGACGGGUAUUUGUGACCUCUUUGUCUAAAUCCGACGCGUGUGGGAAUUAAAAUUGGUUUCAGCUUGUUCUGGGACAUCGGAGAAAGAAGAAACAACAUAAUGGCAUAUAAAAUGAAUAAAUCGGUCUGAGGGAAGGAUGUUCUAGGGAAUAGAUUGUUCAUAAGAUAAGCCCGUGAAAUAUUUCAAAGGUGUUAAACUGAAGAAAAUUAUCCUGUGAACAAGCCUAUGAAUAAGGUUCAUCAUCAUAACACUUUUGGUGAAAAGUGUGUGUUCUAUCGAAGGUCUUGUCAUUGACAAUCAUCUUCAAAUAUAUUGUCACACCAUAUCGUCUACUCUAAAUCCCACAUUAGCAACUUUUAAACUCCCAUCGAUCAUAUUCUAGUACAAAUUUCUUGCCUUGCGUCUGGUGGGACAAGAUAUAACCUGCCUCGGUCUGCCAUCCAGGGCUCCUUGCUUCUCAAGGGUCGACAGGCUCAUUCUUGCGCACAUUACAGCAACGAUUAAUUGCAUAGCUUUCCUAGUGUCGAAUGUUCUCCUUGGGCACCAUUACUCGUGACGGAUGUGGUGGCAGAGACGAGGGAAUACUAAACUAGGGGAGUGAACUUGCAGUGAGCUUGGAGUGUAGUUGGGAGUCGCACACAACGAGAGCCAGCUGCAUCAGUGGACGACGUUUACUAUGGCAUGUCCGCGUACUCUUCUUCUACUUCUUCUUCUCUAGUUUGUCGGAUCAUUACAAGAGCUUUGGGACCUAUUUGUGAGGCAAAAACACUCUUAGCUUCUCAGAUCGCACCAAUACCAGCUUCUCUUAGUUCUCUGGCUGCGUGUCCCUUCGUAUUCUUGGGUCUGUUCGUUGCCGCCAUAACCACUAAGCCUCAAACUGUUUUCUGACUCCUACUAUGCAGCCUCCUCUUGGUCAGCCAUGGCUAGUUAGCCACUGUAACUCUGCACCUCUAGUCAUGGUGCAGCUCAUCACUACUCUUACUUUGUGCUGCUGUGCAUUAGGUCAACGUAGCAGCUUCAACUUCCAGUUUGUCCAGUUCUCUCAGGAUCGAAGUAACCUCACACUCCUGGGAGAUGCGAGUGUUGCACAGAAUGACCUCGCAUUAGAGCUCACAAUCAAUGCCAGUGGUAGAGCAUUGUAUAGGAAUCCCAUUCGAUUCAAGACGCCUUCCACUCUAGCCUCGGUCUCCUUCAUGACAACUUUUAUUUUUUCCAUAGAAACAGGGAUUAACAAGGACAAUGAAGGUGAGGGUUUAGCAUUUUUGAUCGUCCCAGACAACGUAACCAUGGGCAGUGGAGGGGCAUGGAUGGGGCUUUUGUCUCCAGCAGCUGGCACCAGCUUUGCAGCUCCAAAUACAGAGGCCAAAAUGGUGGCUGUCGAGUUCGACGUGCAGCAAGAUGUUGAGUUUUGGGAUAUCAGCAACAACCACGUUGGUGUGAAUGUCAACACAUUGAAUUCAGUGGUCGCGCGCGAAGCUGCAUCGGGGAGCCAGGGAGUGAGCUUGGUCGAAGGGCAUGUCAAGACAUGGAUUGAGUACGAUGGGGAGGGGAGGAAGAUGCAAGUGACUCUGGCGCCCUAUUCCCCCACCGGCGGAUAUCAGAAGCCUGAUGUUCCCUUGUUAGCUGUGGACUUGGACCUGUCAGGAAUUGUGAAUGAGUACAUGUAUGUUGGUUUCUCGGCUGCCACAAGGAGUGGAACCGCGCAACACAAAGUGUGGUCCUGGACGUUCGAGAGCUCAGCCGGCAGCAUUCGUGAAGCCGGGGGCUUAAAUGGCUACGAAGGAUUGGCCCCAACGCCAUCACACGUAGACUCUUCGCAGCCUGAAAACGGAUCUGCAAACUCCAGGAUCCGACAACCUGGGCUUGGAUUUGCAAGUUGGACUGCUACCAUGUUAUAUGUGCUGCUCAUGGCAGCCGGGUGACGCAGCGGAGGCUGUCGAGGUGGUGGUGAUGAGAGUGUUGAAGGGCUCCUUCAAACCAUUACGAAACUCCGAAGAACGGCGAUUUGAAGGAAGUACUUUGUGUCACUUUACAGCAGGAUCUCAGGACAAUCACACACUACGGUUCAUUACUUCGUAGUAAGUUGCAUGUGCUUUGCAGUAAGGUGGAGGUUUUUUCUAUUAAUGAUAUAGUUUGGAGCAUCAUUGAUACAUUUUUGUGCAUUUAAAAAAGAAAAUGUCUCAAAUGGGUGUAUGAAAAUAUGCUAUUGACUAUUUGAAAGCUAAUUCACAACCGUAGUGUCAUCCUUGAAACUAAA
This is a messenger RNA of Physcomitrium patens, 2765 nucleotides long. Its product is annotated as lectin-like protein At1g53060. Gene Ontology annotation, molecular function: carbohydrate binding. The record is from RefSeq and is a predicted model, not a curated record. Lineage: Eukaryota; Viridiplantae; Streptophyta; Bryopsida; Funariales; Funariaceae.